AUGGCCGCAGCAAUGCCCGGCGAGGACGCUCCGUUGCCCGUCAACACUCCCAGGAUCGAUCGGAACGGACUGGGACUGGUUCACUGUUUCAUAUGCGGCAGCGGCGUCACACCUGGCAAGGAACUGCGGCUGCAGGUGAAAUACCAAAAGGAGAAGAGCCCCUUCUUCCCGUUUCUGCAAAACCAGGAGCCGGCGCCGGGUGCGUGUGAGGUGAGCCCGGACGGACAGGCGCUGGUGUGCGCCGUGUGCCACUGCUUCCUGGCGGAGCAGUGGAACUCCUUCGAGCGGAGCCGCACUCCCGUCGAGAAGCGCAUGUACUGGCUGAAGCGGCCUUACCAGUGCGACUCCCGGCGGGCUCCGCAGGAGUGGAACAUCUCCUACGACCUGGAGAGGAGGAUCGGCGGCGGCGGGCACAACAACUACGAGGGCGCCGACUCCGACUUCUCCUCCUUCUCCGACAACGAGAACAUCUCGGACCAGGAGCUGGAUUUCGCCGAGCGAGCCGGCGCGGUCAGAGACAAGUGUUUCAGGACGCCUGGCAAAACUCCGAGAGACGGUAACCGCAAGAACAGCGGCGCCGUCAUCAGCGUUAAAAGCAGCCCGGACUCGCAGCGGGCGGUCCGGUACCCGGUGGGGGUUUGCGGGGCGCAGCCGGGCUCACCCAAAGCGGAUGGCGCGCUGCCCGCGGCGCGGCGCGCCACCUCCACCGCCACCAAAACUAUGAAUCACGUCUGUCAUCCGCCGGAGUCCGCGGCCAAGCCUCCGGAGAGGACCCCGCAGCGGCGCUUCGACAGCCCUGUCACGCACACACCUGCGCAGGACAACGGCAUCAUUAUGUGCAACAGGCAGGGGCCCGCAGAAGGGAAUGUCAGACACGCGGAGCCGCGUCACAUCCAGCGGGCUGCCGACGGCAGCUGCGCCUCCGCCAGACACCCAGCUCUGCUGUACCGGGGCAGAGGGGAGGACGCACUGUUACCCGGCGGCGAACGUGACCUAGCUGCUCCCAAGGAAAACGACAUCAGCAACUCGGACCACUCGGACGAGGACGAGAUUAACAUCACGAGUGAUGACGACGACAGGGAUUUGCACAGCGGUAAGGUGGGCUCAGUGGUCCAGCUCAGGCCGUCGAGGGACCUUUCGGUGAGGAGUGGGGGCCAGCCGUAUCAGGCCAGCGGCGGUGCUGUCGCCGGUGCCAGUCCGGACGGGUACACCUGUUAUAUAUGUGGCUGUGGGCUGAGGCACGACGGGCGGUUUACAGUCAGUGUUCAGAAACAGGAAAGGGCACAGAGUGAGCCCUUCUUCCCCUUCCUCUGGCUCGACUCCCCUCCCCGGGGCGCGGUGCCCAUAAGUCCAGCAGGUACCACGCUGGUGUGCGGCAGCUGCCACACCUCCCUCAUGCAACAAUGGGAGGGCUUCCAGCUGGCGGAGGUGCCAGUGCUCCAGCGUCUUUAUGUGGUCCCCCUUAACCAAGCCACCAAUGCACUUGGUCCUUCCUGCCUCGCGUCCCGGGAAGGAAGGCCUCCAGAGCCCCCGGAGAGCUUACCUGAAUCCAGCGCUUCCCCCCGGGAGGCUUGUUACCUCUGUGGUCAGGAGUGUGGGAGGGACCUCAGGGUGGCAUAUGCACAGGCUGGUGUUGGCAAGUCCCGAGGUGCUAUGUACUUCCCCUUUAUCAACAUGCUGCCCUGCCCCCCCAGUGCCCAGAGAGGGAGAAAUGGCCGCGUUCACUGCUGCCCGCCGUGCCACGGCAUCCUGGAGGAGAUCUGGGGUGCGUACCGACUCAGCCUCAGCGAAGACCUCAUCACCUCCGUCAGCUCUUUUUUGGUCAGGUACCAUGCUGCUUUGGCUGUGGGGGGGUCUGGGUUAGCCCACUCUCAGGCGGGAAUGGUCUCUGGCACCGGUGGUAUGGUGUCGGUGUGUUACCUGUGUGGUGCUGAACUAGGUCCGGGAGGAGAGUACCAGCUGCACGUCAACCCACCCGGACGCUGCGGGGAGAGAGAGCCCUUUUUCCCCUUCCUCACCGUCCACCCUCCCGCCCCCCGCGCCAAGCCGGUGGACGCGACCGGCCUGGUGUCUUCGUGCAUCCUCUGCUACCACGACCUGCACGCCCAGUGGGUCCAGCACGAGAGCCAGUCCCUGGGUGCCCCCAACCCUUCCACCUCUGUCUCGUCGGGCGCCAGCCUACCGCCGGCCAGCUCCCCGUGGGCCCGCCAGUACAGCUGCGAAGCCUUCGUGUGCUUCUUCUGCAGGCAGGAGCGGCGCAGGCAAGGCGGGCUGUGUGCGGUCACCGUGGCCAAGCUGCCCGUGUUCCUGUACGCGCCUCGCAGCAGACGCACGCUCCUGGUGGACAGCGGGGGCCGACUGGUGAUAGGCUCCUGUGUCGAAUGUAAGGCCGUGGUGCAGGUGGGCCAGAGCAUGCAGCCGGACAGGCAGAGGGACAGGGACGAACGUGGACCGGGGAGCAGGGGCAGGAAAGAAACGGAACCCAGCCCUCCUCAGCCGAGACACAAGGAAGCAAAGCCGACGUUCUGCUGCAACUUCUGCAGCAUGCAGUACGUUAAGCCGUCGUGGGAUCGGUGGAAGUGUGAGUUGAAACAGAAACACAUCACCGGGAAAGACCCCGCGGUCGUAACGUUGUGUACACAAGACGUCCAGGUGGUCCAGAUGGGCCGGCUCACACAGCAGCAUGCUUCUGCUGAGGACAGAUCAUGCUCUGGGUCGUCCAUCAGCAGCGAGUCCUCUCCAGUGUCCUCCCCAGCAACGAAUCACAGCUCUCCGGUCAGCACGCCCAAGAGGGGUCCCCUUGGGCCAGCGCCAGUCCUGGUCCCCUCCGGGGGGCACAGUGUGCCAAACACCCCGCCCGUAGUCACCAUUGCUCCCACCAAAACCAGUAACGGCCUCUGGAGGACAGAGGGACGCCAGGCUGAGUCAGGACCUCGUGGGGCCAGCAGGGAGCGUCUGGGGGCCGAGGGAGUCCUCUCGCAGGAAAAGGGCGGCCCCUCCGUCUCUGCCCACCUCCUGGGAAACCCCUAUGCCUUUGGUUUGACCCCGGGUGCUGUCAUGCAGGACUCACGCUUCCAGCCACUCAAUCUGCCUAGACAGUUGCCACACGCAGUGCCCCCUGGUGCUGUAUCAGAGGAGUACCUCCGUGGUUUCCGGCCGUAUGCCACCGCUGAGGACGCCCUGCGCAUGCCGUCCUUGCCCCUGGGCCUGGACCCUGCCACUGCAGCUGCCGCAGCUGCCUACUACCAUCCAAGCUAUCUACCCCACCCCUCUUUCACACCAUACAGGAUGGAUGACCCAUUCUGUCUCACUGCGUUGAGGUCACCUUUCUACCCACUGCCAGGAGGGGGAGCCCUGCCCCCCCUGCACCCGUCCGCAGUUCACAUGCACUUGUCAGGCGUCCGCUACCCUGGGGACCUCGCACACCCCUCACUUUCUGCACUGCAAUCUGAGAGGCUCUCUGAAAGGCUUCAGCUGGAGGAUGAACUGCGGCAGCGAGAGAGGGAGCGCGAACGAGAGCGCGAACGCGAAAAGGAGAGGGAGCGCGAGGCCGAGCGAGAGAAAGAGCGGGAGAGGGAGCGAGAGAGGGAGAGGGAGAGGGAGAAGGAGCUGGAGAGAGAGAGGGAGCGGGAGCGCGAGAGGGAGCGCGAGAGAGAGCGGGAGAAGGAGAGAGAAAGAGAGAGGGAGUUGGAGAGGCAGAAGGAGAGAGCACUGAGGGAGAAGGAGCUGCAGGUUACCAAGGCCAUGGAGAGCCACUACCUGGCAGAUUUCCAUGCCAUGAGGGGGCAGGAGGACAGACCCAAGCUGGAGAGACUCACCCCAAAUCGGCCUGAAAAAACCAAAGAGGCUGCCCUUCCAGCCCCUAAACCAAUCCCGCCCGGCCUCCACUCUUCAAUGGUCCAAUCGCAUCAUGCCGUCCCAGGCCUGGUCUCCGCCCACGGCCUCUACAUGGGGCCCAGUACGGUGGGGGCGGGGCUCCCAGCCAACUUAAUGCUCCAAAGGACCAACGAGGAGGAGCGCUGGCUGGCACGGCAACGCAAGCUGCGUCAAGAGAAGGAGGACCGUCAGUACCAGGUGUCUGAGUUCCGCCAGCAGGUUCUGGAGCAGCACUUGGACUUGGGCAGGACAGCUGACGCACCAGAGCACAGGACAGACACACACAGAUCCAUACCAAAUCACCAUGAACCAGGGAACCGGGACCUCCACCCUCACCUGGGUGCCCCGCCGCCUCUCAUAUCCCCUAAACCUCCCCAACCGCUCCGUGAACACCACCCUCCACCUCCCACUACCCUUUGGAACCCCGCCUCCCUCAUUGACACCUCCACGGAGUCCAGACGUAACCACGAGCCCUCCGGGGUCGGCCAUUACGAGCUCAGUCGCCUGCCCCAAGGGCCAGCCAAACACGAAGACGGCACCCGGAGGAGAGACGGGGGAGCCAUGGAGAAGUACCCCCCGCUGAGAGGUCCCCCUGGCCUGCCCGAGCCCAGCACCUUCCUCGCUGAGCUGGAGAAAUCCACCCAGUCCUUCUUCAGCCAGCAGAGGGUGUCUUUGUCCCUGCCCAGCCAGUACGGGGAGCUGGGGGGAGCCGUGAAGAGCACGGCCGGGCUGAAGGGCUACCAGGUCCCCCAGGGGCCUAGCAGACACGGUCAGGGGUCAGGGAUGAUUACAGCAGCAGGGAUGGGGCAGGUGGCAGCCCUGGGAAUGGGAGCAGACAUAGCUCUGAUCUACGAUGAGUUCCUCCAGCAGCACCGCAGGCCCGUCAGUAAGCUGGACUUGGAGGAAAAGAGGAGGGCGGAGGCCAGGGAGAAAGGUUACUACUAUGAGCUGGAUGACUCAUAUGAUGAGAGUGAUGAAGAGGAGGUGAGAGCCCACCUCAGGAGGGUCACGGAGCAGCCGCCACUCAAACUGGAUGACUCCACAGAGAAACUGGACUUCCUGGGAGUGUUCAGCUUGACCACAGUGGCGCGGCGUGAGGAGCUGGUGCAGCAGAAGAGGAGGAAGAGGAGGAGGAUGCUUAGGGAGCGCAGCCCCUCGCCCCCCACCGUGCAUUCGAAACGGACUCCUCCCCCGCCCCCGCUGAGCACACGCUUCACCCCCGAGGAGAUGGACCGAGCGCCCGAACUGGAGGACAAGAAGCGCUUCCUCACCAUGUUCAGCCUGUGUCACGUCACUAUGCAGCAGAGAAGAGAUAAUGAAAGAGUGGUGGAACUUCUUCAGGCCAUUAAGGAAAAGAAUGUAACCUUGGACACCAUAAGACAUGCCCCCCACCCUCUAUGUAAGAGCCCCUCAGCACAGACCCCAGAUGCUGCUUCUGCUCAGCCUCCCAUUGAGUCAGAGGACCAGCUCAGUGCCAGACCGCACAGCCCAUCCUUACAUUGCCCACCUUCCCCCGGUGGCCACCCAAAACACCUCGCGGACACAUUAAGACCAAAGGAACCCCCACAUUCAGCUGUCUUUCCAGACAAGGCCCGGGGUCCCAGUGAGGGAUCCCUGUCCAAGAGGAGCUCCAGCCUGCUCAACAGCCUGCGCCCCCCACUGCCACUGCAGCCUAAAGAGGGCCUCUCCAGCAUCAACGGUCGCACCAAACCCUGGGACAGCUUCACGCCUGAAGAGUUUGCCCAGCAGUUCCACGAGUCAGUGCUUCAGUCCACGCAGAAGGCGCUGCAGAAACACAAAGGUGGCGCCACAGGGAUGUCGGAGUCCUCCCAUCUCCAGGACGCCUCUGUUCAUUACAACAUUCCAGAGCUGCAGGGCACUCCCAGCCGGCUGGCCCAUUCACACACACAGACUCACUCACACAUACAUCCUGUUCCCCACCCGCUCGCACACACUCACCCCCAGCCCAACGGGCAGCACUUCCCUCUGCCUCCGCACCGGGACGGCCUGGGAACGAGGGACGACCUGUCUGGCCCGGAGGACUCGGACGAGGAAGAGGAUGAGGAGGAAGAGGAGGCGCCUGCACCGAAAUGGCAAGGAAUUGAAGCCGUAUUUGAAGCCUAUCAGGAAUAUAUUGAAGAGCAAAGUAUGGAGCGACAAGUGUUACAGAGCCAGUGUCGAAGGCUCGAAGCUCAGAACUACAACCUCGGUCUGACCGCCGAGCAGCUGUCUCAUAGUAUGGGGGAGCUAAUGUCCCAGAGACAGAAGCUGGCGGUGGAAAGGGAGAAGCUGCAGGCAGAGCUGGAGCACUUCAGGAAGUGUUUGACGUUGCCACAGACACACUGGCCUAGAGGCAGCCACUACAAGGGCUACCCUCCCAGGUGACCCUGUCCGGCUGACUUGCUGGCCCUAGGGCCCCGGCCACCUCCCCUCUCGGACUGAUACCCAGAGUUUAUUUUUCAUGGCCUUGUUUACAUGGGUCCAUGGAGGAGCAGAUGGCUGGCUCGGACGGAUGGAGGGACGGAUGGGAGAGAGGACCAUACAAUGAAGGACAGGCUGUCUUUGGAUUGUGGCUGGUCAGAGAUGGUGCCACAAGCCACUUAUAUGUCUGCCAACCAAGCCAACCCUGGGAUCAGAUAGAGCUCUGGGCAGGAGUAACUGAAGACGAACACACACACGCACACAUAUAUACACACAGUCGUACACAGACACAAGUCACUCAUAUAUGUGUAAUGGUGCCCUUCUUCGGUUCCCUGCUACUUCCUCCUGUUUAGCUUCUGCCACCCCUCACAGCCACAACCACGCAGACAAUCCCGCCAACGGGGGAGCCGCCGCUCCCUCGGGAGGCACGCGAUCAAGUGACUUGAACGCUCCACAUCACCAAACCAAUGCCGAUGGCUCUGGCCAGCCAGACUGAUCUCAUCGCUGUGGCUGAAUGAGCCUUUGAACUGGAAAUGCACUUAUAGAAGAAGAACCUGAAGAACUACCUGGUGGUACUGUGUUAUGACAAAGAACUGUUGAGAAUUAGGGAAGAGCUAAGAAAAAUGCACAUUUUUGGAAAGAGUAAAGGAAAUGUUUUAUUUCAAAAUAGAAAAUUUGAGAAUAAAAAUUUUAAAAGGUGCUUCAGCCUUGUAUUGUACAUAAUAUGAAGACUAAAAAGAAUUUUGUAUGUUUUUAUUACUUUAAUCAUUGUUCUUUCAAAAGAAAAAAAGCCUGCCAUUUUUAUAUAUAUAUAUAUGUAUGUGUAUGUAUAUAUAUAUAUAUAUAUAUAUGUUUGAUGCUUUUUGGAUGGGUAUUAAAAGCCUUGCUUUUAGUGUUUGUACUGCUGCUGGCCAGAACAGCUCAUUCAGAAGUGUGUAAUAAAGAAAGGGGGGCGGGGGGGCGGGGGCACGCCACACUCCUUUACUCUCCUCUCCCUCUUCUUCUGCACUCUGCAGCUGCAACCCAGCUCGUCCCUAUUCCUCUGGCCUCUGUGCUCAGCCAAGCUUUCCUAGAGGUCCAUGGUACAUAGCUCUCGCCUGUCUUCUCAUGCCCCAUCUGCUCCUGUUGAAAUGGCCACUUCAACCCUGUUGGACCUCCUCUGCUCGGCGGUGGUUCCCCUUGCCUCCUGACAGAGAGUCUUAUCGCUCCUGGUUUGACAAGUUAGCCGGUGGUUUACUCGCACAAAAAGAGGUGAUUGACAGCCUCGUUGACAUCUUUAGGAUUCGUGCCACCGUACUUGGUGCGUGAGCCGGGAGGUAUUUCAGGAAAGCUGAUUGACUCGUGCCCUUUUUGCAUUGCCAUCCUAAUUAAGGGAGUCUCACCCAAUAAGACAGGAACAGACACACACUCAAGCAGUCAGAUAAAGGGUCUUUUGAUCACAUUGUCUCAUUUUUUUAUGGACCUUAUACUACCGCUGGACCUUUACGUCCCACUAUAAAUCACAUUAUGUAGCAGUGGACUACCAAACAUCAGAACAGUUUGCAAAUUACAUCUGAAAAGGUUAAAUCCCUUUGCAGCAGCCAUAAAAAGAAAACUGUGCCAAAAUGAUAGGCGUAUAGUAUGCCGUGUACAACUAUUAUGGAUUAAAGUUGCAAUUUGGUAGCCAACAUUUGAAUAAGAAUGGCCAACUUCAAACUCUUGUAUGAUUUUGUUUACUUCGGUAUCAGUUUGGUGCAACGCAGCUCCCUGCAUUUCCCCAAUUUAAAAACCAGUCAGUGACUUGUUCUGAUUUGCCAAGAUAUUACAAGCGAUAUAGACUGGAAGUGUUGCUUUUAGUAGUCCCACGCAGAACUUCUUUACUGUGUGCGGACACAAGCACAUCUGCAGUCGCAUUGCCCCUGCUGAGCUGGACAUCCCUGCCUUAACCCCCUCAGUCUUAUGGGCCGGCCUGUCCGUUUAUCCCUCAGCCCCCGGCAGCUCCAUCCGGUCUGUUUGAACGGGUUUGGGUUCAGAGCUGGAGCACGACGUCUUAGGUUUCGAAUCACAUUCAAGCCUUACACUUAUCUGUGUGCGGCGUCCUGGUCUACAGAUCGCCGGUGUGACCGGACCGGAGGUCACUUCCACUGGGCGUGGGAUGGGAGGUGUGAGGGAUACUGAUAGUUUAGAGGCCCCGUUGAUUGAAAUGAGGAUUUUUAUCAACCUGUUUUUUUUUUACUACCUUAUUUAAAGUUACAAUCCUGAAGGUUUACAUGCAAAACAAAUGUCAAUUUUGCUCCUUUCUACAGCCGGCGUCUUUAAGGCAAUAGGUAAUCCAUCAAUUUCCAAAUCACACACGCUUUUCAAUUUCCAAAUCACAAACGCUUUUUCUCAUUUUAAUGCUUUCUGUGUGGUAGGACUUGAAAAGUGGAUGUGAAAAUUACUAUGGCGCAUAGUGUUUUUCUUCUUCACCGCCGCGGCCAAAUAUAGAGAGGGGAAAGGGUGUUUAGACGGAGCCGGUAGAGAAGGCCUUUACCAAAAGCUAACACCCACUCUCAGUGUUUUGUUUUUGUUUUUUUUGUCCCCCUUUGGCCUGACGGGUAACACACCGAUGACUUCUUUUUUUUUCCCAACUAGAUCUCUGAGAUCUUGAACGGUCCAACACCAACGGAGUUACCCUUAUCAUCGUCAGUUACCUUUAAUUUAAACAAAAACAGCAGUCUGCAAGACUCUGGCUUUUAACACUCCACUGAUCAAGGAUUUUCAUUC
Lampris incognitus (smalleye Pacific opah) is the source of this 9042-nucleotide messenger RNA. It is a transcript of the gene gse1b, whose product is annotated as Gse1 coiled-coil protein b. NCBI's taxonomy places the organism in Eukaryota, Metazoa, Chordata, Actinopteri, Lampriformes, Lampridae. Bases 1 to 6261 code for a protein of 2086 amino acids. The transcript is spliced from 17 exons. The record is from RefSeq and is a predicted model, not a curated record.